CGACGGCAAGGCCUCGCGGAAGUUGCCGCCGCUAAACUCCAUCCCCCGUCUCCAUUGCCCCGCUGAAUAAACCCCCGUCUCGAAUGGCGCCAACUAAUUAAAACAAUCUCUCUUGCCGCGGCCAUCGUAUAGAACAAGUCCUCCUUGUUGUUUACACCCACCAUGUGGCACCACUCCACGCCGCGCCGGCCAAGCCAUCGCUGCUUUUAAGACCCCUUCACUCCUCUCACUCCCUUUGAUGGCUUCUUCUUCCACCACGAGCCCAACCAAGAACAUCGCUGCAUUAGGCUGCUAGUAGCUGUACUCGGUCUAAAGAAGCAACAAGCUAGAUCACGUGAAGGGCCGUGCGGAUCGACAAGGGAGGAAGGAAAGGAGAUGGAUCGGCUCGUGAUACCUGAGCCGUCGAACGAGGUGGUGGUGCGGGUGGAGCCCGGGAGGCCGGCGAGGGGGGAGCUGACGCUGCGGAACGCGAUGCACACGAUGCCGGUGGCGUUCAGGCUCCAGCCGGCGGUGAGGGGCCGCUUCGCGGUCCGGCCGCACACGGGGAUCCUGGCGCCGCUCGCCGCGGUGACCGUGGAGGUGCUGUACCUGGCCUCGGCAGCGCCGGAGGGCCCCGGCGGCGGCCGCGGAGAGGACUCGUUCCUGCUGCACAGCGUGGUGGCGCCCGGCGCCGCCGUGAGGGAGCCCGUGUCGGCGCUGGACUCGGUGAACCCGGAGUGGUUCUCGGCGAGGAAGAAGCAGGUGUUCGUCGACAGCGGCAUCAGGGCCUGCUUCGUGGGCGCCACGGUGGCUGCGCGCCUGGUCGCCGCGGGAGCCGUGGAGGCGCUCAGGGAGGUGCUCGACAGGAGCGACCCUUCGUGGCGCGCCGCGGACGCCGCCGUCGACGAGUCCGGGAGCACGCUGCUCGACCUCGCCGUGGGCCUCGGCCGCGCCGACAUCGUCCAGGUGCUCCUCGAGUACGGCGCCGACGCGGACAAACCGAGCCGGGGGCGGACCCCGCUCGAGAACGCCGCGGCGUCCGGGGAGUGCCUCAUCGCGGAGCUCCUCCUCGCGAACGGCGCCACGCCCGCCGGCUCCGACGCGCUCCACGAGGCCGCCGCCGCGGGACACAGCGACGUCCUCAAGCUGCUCCUCGGGAAGCAGCAGCAGCCCGCUUCCGCUGCUUCCCCCACCUCCUCCUCCUCCGCUUCCUUCUCCGGUUCUUUCGCGUCCAUCGACGCGGCGGGGCGAGACGGGAAGACCGCCCUGCGCCUGGCGGCGGAGGCCGGGUGCCGGGACGCGGUGAAGUCGCUCCUCGCGGCGGGGGCGCGCGCCGACGCGAGGUGCGGCGCGGACGGCGGCACGGCGCUCCAUGCGGCAGCCAGGCGCGGGGACGAGGCCGUGGCGCGCCUCAUCCUGGCGCACGGGCCGGCGGGGACGGCAUCCGUGCGCGAUGCCAAGGGGAAGACGGCCUACGAGACGGCCGCCGAGGAAGGGCACAACGGGCGGAUCAUGGACUACCUGGGGCUGGGCGAGGCCAUCCUGGCCGCGGCCCGCAAGGGGGAGGCCCGCGCCGUGCGCCGCGCCGCCGACGGGGGCGCAUCCGUGGAAGGGCGGGACGCGCACGGGUGGACGCCGCUGAUGCGCGCCGCGUUCAAGGGGCGCGCCGACACGGUGCGCGACCUCAUCGGCCGCGGCGCCGACCUCGAGGCGUCCGACGCCGAGGGGUACACGGCGCUGCACUGCGCCGCCGAGGCCGGGCGCGCCGACGUGGUGGACAUCCUGCUGAAGAGCGGCGCGAACGCCAAGGCGACGACGAUGAAAGGGAGGACGGCGGCGGCGUCCGCGGCUGUCGCGGGGAAGUCUAAGGUGGUGCGGCUGCUGGAAAAGGCCGGCGGGGCCGGGAGGAAGGAUUUCGGAGCGAAGGCGGCGGCGCCGGUGGUGGGGAAGGGCGGGAGCAUGGACCGGAGGCGGAGGGCGAGGAAGGGGAGCAGCGGCGCCAUACGGUUCGGUGGUGGCGGGAAAGAAGGGUACGAAGCUGCCACGCUUACGGUGGGCUGGUCGCACUAGCUAGGUGUUCAAUAACUUGGGCUUGAGAUUCAGAAGAGCAUUUUGGUUCAGAUGGUCCUGCCUUAUAUCCUUGAAAAAACAAAAGGAUUCUGAGGUGUUUAUUUGGGAGUUGUGAUUAGUCUUGGAUGAGAAAUUUGUUUUGAAGGGAGUAAUGCAGAAGCAUGUGGAUUACUGUAAUAUUAUGUAUACAAAUUUGUAAAAAUGGAUUCCUGGAAUAGAGUUGUUCAAAGGUUUCUGUA
Brachypodium distachyon (stiff brome) is the source of this 2288-nucleotide messenger RNA. RefSeq names its product ankyrin repeat domain-containing protein 65-like. NCBI's taxonomy places the organism in Eukaryota, Viridiplantae, Streptophyta, Magnoliopsida, Poales, Poaceae. The record is from RefSeq and is a predicted model, not a curated record. The transcript has a single exon. The coding region runs from base 376 to 2049 and encodes 557 amino acids. Gene Ontology annotation, molecular function: protein binding.